CUUGAGAACGGGACAAUUCACUCUUCGACACUACUCCCCCUCUCAGCCCAACAUCUGUAGUCUUGCAUCGACUGAACGUGAAUACGCUCCACGUGGUGCAGCAUGGCCGAAGAGCACAGUCGAAGAAAACUGUUCGCCCUCAGGGCUCGGCAGUUUUUCCAUCGGAGUCCAAGCCCCCAGCCCCUGCCAGCGCCUUCACCGUCGCCGAUUGCACGCCGCGAUGACGAGGCUCCCAGCCCCGUUCCAGCACCUGCUCUCCUGCCACCGCCCACCAGGGAUCUCUGGAAGGAAGCACUUGCGAAGUCGAGCCCGAAGGCGCAGAAAUGGAUGAAGUUGAACGGGUACGGCGGUUUGAAUCCGGGGUCCUUCUCGCAGCAGAUGGGCGAACUGGUCCGGCUCGCGCGGGAGAAGGAGUCGGGCGUCGAUGACAAGAAGUGGAAGAUACAAAUCGGCAGCCAGACAAUCAUCCCGCGAGACUAUGUCGCCGACUCGGUGCGCUUACUCUCGAUGAUCGGGGAUGCCGCUAUCACUUUUGCUCCGCCACAGGCGAGUGCUCCGUGGUCGGCGUUGAAGGCUGUGAUGCAAAUUCCCGUCAUGGGAGCCGAACAGAUUUGCGCCGUUCUCGGGAUUGUUGAUAAGAUUACCCGCAUUAUCCGACGAGGGCAGGUAUAUGAGCUCGUGUAUACCGCAGAGGCGGUAGGUGACAGCGUUGAAACAAGCCUGCAAGACGCGUUACUGGACUUGUACGCGGCCUCGAUCGAGCUGCUCGCCGAGUCAGACACAUUGUUCAGCCAAGGGACGGCCAAGCAAACAAUACACGCAGUCAUUCAUCCAAAGCAAGCCGAAGGUCUGGUAGCGGAUCUUUUCGAACUGGAGGAGAGGCUUUCUCUCGAAGUCCAGGCCUGCGAGAGCACCCGCAGCACCAGAAGCGAUGCUCGAAUCGACGAGAGAUUGGAGAAGCUGAAGGACACCCUCCAGGGGCUGGAUCUGCCACUUACCCGCGUUGACGCCAGGGUAGGCAGGUUGCUGGAGAGAGUGGAAGAUACCAAGAGGGACGAGAUACUCGACUUUAUCAGCUGCGAACUUUUUGGCCAGCGCCAUUACAUGACACGAGAGUCGCGAACUCCCGGGACGGGCGAGUGGUUGUUGCAACACGAGAGUUUUCGCGAAUGGGAGGGCAUUCCAUCAUCCUCAACGUUUCUGUGGCUCGAAGGUACCGUGGGCACUGGCAAGACCUUCCUUACCUCCACAGUCAUCGACCAUGUUGAGGAUGCUCUCAACAGCUCUCCGCACAACGAGGGCUUUGCUUUCUUCUACUGCAGGCGGACAGGCCCGUCCGGCGUCGACCCUCUAAUUGUCCUGAGGAGCUAUGUCCGUCAGCUAUCUUCAGUAGCCAAUAGCUUCGAAGACAUCGAGGUCAAGCUCAUGCAGCGCUGUGCAGAGGCAAAGCGGAAAGGGAUGGAUUUAAGCUACGAAGUUUGCAAAGAGCUGAUCCUCGAGUCUAUCAACCUCUACCCGAAGACGACGAUAAUACUCGAUGCGCUGGACGAGUGUGACAGGUCGUCACAUAGCCUUGCGGAGACAUUUGUCCAAAUAAUGGAGAAGGCUGCAAAGCCCAUCAAGCUUUUCGUAUCGAGCCGCAAAGAUCGCGACAUCGCUAAAGCGUUUAGAUCGAUGCCCACGAUUGCGAUCAAUGCGAAGAAUAACGAGGGAGAUAUUGAGAACUUCCUAAAUGAGAACUUAUAUUCGAGGGCAUGGUAUACGGAGACGUGUCAGGAAGAACUCAAGCCCCAGAUCAAGGAAAUGUUCAGCUCUAGAAGUCAAGGAAUGUUCCGAUGGGUUGACAUGCAGGUCAGAGCGCUUGAAGGGUGCUUUACAGAAGGCGCCAUUAUCAAGAGGCUGAAGAUGUUGCCCAAAGACUUGACUGAAGCGUACGACCAGCUCUAUGCCGAGAUCGAGACUCGCGACGCCAACGAUAUCGCCCUUGCCGAGCGGGCGUUCAAAUGGAUCAUGUGCUCCUGCCACGAACUGGAGGUCGAUACCCUCCUGGAGGCAAUCCGCCUGAUUCCGCAGGGGAACACCAUCAAGACAACUGCCAAGCAGACACAAGAAAAUCUCCUCGCUCUGUGCCAGGACUUCCUUACUGUGAACCACCAGCGAAACGUUUUUGAGUUCCCCCACUUGUCUGUUGCGGAGUACUUCGAAUCCAAACACUGGUCAAUGAAAGAAGCCGAUUGUCUGGUGGGACAUGUGUCCCUUGCUCUCCUUUUCGAGACUUACUCGGCCAUCGACCCCAUGAUCCGUCUAACACUGUACCUUGACAACUCCGACGAUACCAACCCUGACCCACCCAUUCCGGAGCAACCUCUCGAGGGUUACGCUCGACACCACUGGCUCACCCACGUCAGACGGUACGAUGAAGUGAUACGACCCGGCGACGAAAUUAACACCGACCUCUCGCUGGUUCUAAAACGCUUUCUGGGGUUACCAGGGGAGAGUAGCAUGCAAUAUCAACGGUGGCUCCGCUUCACCAACACCUCAAGUUACAAGGUCAUCCCCGGCCGCUGCCCAUGGCCAGAGACAUCUGCUCUCCACCCGUUGCGCCGUUAUGGCACCCUCAACCCUGAACCCAUCUCCCUCUUCUCAAUGUGCCGAUUCGCCCUCUACCACCUCCUGCAAGACUGGUGGGACUCGGACCCGACAAUCACCACCCUGGCCGCCACCACCUGGACGGACGACGGCGUCAACGCCCUCGCCCUCGCCGCCAUGGCCGGCAGCCGAGACAUCUGCACGCGCCUCCUGCCGCACGUCAACAUCAAUGCCCCCCUCAAACACCGGGUUUACGGGAGCGUGCUCAUCGCAGCCAUCGGCGAGGGCCAGGCCUCGAUUGUGCGGUUUCUAGUCAAGGAGGCCGGCGCCGACGUGAACAUGCGUUUCGACAGCCACUUCGACUUCGCCAUCGUAGCGGCCCCACGCUCCCUGUCGGUAGAGCUUCUCGUGUGGCUCAUCGAGGAGGGGGGCGCGGACAUCAAUUUGUCGGUGGGCAGCGGCGACGUGCUGUCGGCCAGGGUGCUAGCGGAGGCGGCGUUUUGUGGGAAUAAGGACAUGGUCGAGUACCUGGUGGUACAUGCAAAAGCGGACGUGAACGCCGUGUUUCGGACCGACGCUUACCCCAGCCCCCUUGUGGCGGCGCUGAUGUCCUUCGAAUCGGAUGUUGAGGUCACCAGGUUCCUCAUCUCUCACGGGGCCGAGGUCAACGCACUGCUGCGGACGGGAGCGUUCGGCAGCGCACUAGCGGCCGCGGCUUGCAGGGGGAGACUCGCCGAAGUGAAAAUGCUUAUAGAGGCGGGAGCGGAUGUGAAUCUGCUAGUGCAGGCUGGGCAAUAUGGCAGCGCCCUUGCGGCUGCAGCUGCGGAAGCAGGAGUUGCUGAGAUGGAAGCGCUGAUAGAGGCAGGAGCAGAUGUGAAUCUGAUGCUGCAGGCUGGGCGAUAUGGCAGCGCCCUUGCUGCUGCUUGUCAGUCACUUAGUGGCGACACGGUCGAGUAUCUUAUCCGAAAGGGGGCCGAGGUCGACUUGGUGCUCGAGUCUGGGCACUACGGCAGCGCGCUCGUCGCCGCUAUAUGCCCCGCCUUUCGCUGUAACGAUAUUGCCACCUCGACGUUACUUCAAAUGGGGGCAAGUCCUGCCCUUCACCUCAAGACGGGCCAUCAUGGCAGCGCACUUGCUGCUGCCGCGUUCUGGUGGAAAGAGCAUCUGCUCCAGCGAAUGAUCGACAGCACACCGAGAGAGCAGGUAUUAGAGGCCCUCCGUCACAGCUGGCAUCCUCCGAAAGACUCGAAAAGCUACAUUAACUGUGCUCGAUACGUGGAUGAAGCGGAAGUGAGGAUGGCUAGAAAGAGAUGUGCAAGACUUCUUGUCGAGGAGGUAGGGUUGGAGCCAGAAAUACUGGUACAAAUUGGGCUGAAGAUGCCUGAUGACAACCCAAUAUAA
Messenger RNA from Phialemonium atrogriseum, 3990 nucleotides. RefSeq lists its product as uncharacterized. The coding region runs from base 103 to 3990 and encodes 1295 amino acids. The record is from RefSeq and is a predicted model, not a curated record. Gene Ontology annotation, molecular function: protein binding. The transcript is spliced from 4 exons. NCBI's taxonomy places the organism in Eukaryota, Fungi, Ascomycota, Sordariomycetes, Cephalothecales, Cephalothecaceae.